Messenger RNA from Closterium sp. NIES-67, 1725 nucleotides. Lineage: Eukaryota; Viridiplantae; Streptophyta; Zygnematophyceae; Desmidiales; Closteriaceae. The record is from the annotation of a GenBank genome assembly.
UACCCUUCCUCCUCGCCAUGGUCUAGUAGACUUUCCUUAGCUUGGCUCGAUACCUCGGAAUCCAUGGCUGUCGCCUGACAUGCCAUCGCCAAGCAGUGAUUAGUUCUAAAUCUUAGUCCAUUCACAGCUCUAAUCUUCAUGUUAGUCUAUCUUAAUAUAUCCUCUACCAGUUAUUCCGAAUGCUCGUUUCCUCGCAAUCCAUAUCGUCACUAAUCAGUAACUGUGUUUAACGCUUAAUCGAGAUCAGAGUCAUAACGUCACGUUAAUCUUCAUAUAUAAUCUAGUCAAACGGAUCAUCUCUAUUAUAGGCAUCUGGAGCUUCUAGAGCAGCGCCAUUCUACUCAUUCGAAGCAGUUCAUUCGUAGACUCUCAGAAUCCAUGAGCCGCCUAUCCUCGCUAUCCAUGGCUGUCGUCACCUGCUGUUCUAUCAACUACCAGCGACCAUCUUGCUUUUUACCAUAAUCUUCAUCUCCGCGCUAGUACCUCAAUCCAGAACACCCCGUCAUGGUGAUCGACGACCGUCGCUGUACUUCUGCGGCUCUGCCUCGCCUUACGAUGCACUUUCACCGCUGUCUCGUCUUAAAGAGGUGGUUCGCCACAUGACGGCUCGUCGAUGGUUCGUCGAGGUUCGCCACCGUACAUGCCUGACACAUCAAUAGCUGCUCUCCGUGAGCUCUUUCGAAAGCCAACGCUGCUGGUCAGAUUGGUCACCUGGCUAUUUUUUUCUGACGCCGACAACCACGCCGACAGUAACGCUUGGCGAAAACGUCGUGACGGCAGCGUCUUCUGACGGUGACGAUCGAGACGGCGUUUUCUAACGGUGAGAAUCCCGACGCCAUUUCCUCACGGUUGCGAUGGCGAAGGCGUUCGUUGAUGGUGACGAUCGCGACGGCGUUUUCUGACGGUAACGAUCGUGACGGCGGCCACGGCAACGAUCGCGACGGCGUUUCCGGACGGCGACGGUCGCGACGGCGGUUUCUGACGGUGACAAUCGUGACGGCGGCUUCUGAUGGUGACGAUCAAGUCUUCCGACGUCCUGCUGCUGACGGUGCAUCCUGCUGCUGACGCUGCUACUGAUGGCGGCGGUGGUGGCUCUGCUGAUGAUUCCGCCUAUUCUGCCAGUGACGAUCAAGUGUUCCGGCGUCCUGCUGCUGACGACAUGAUCCUGCUGCUGACGGAGGUGCCGCUGCUGCUACUGCUGGCGGCGGUGGUGGCUCUGCUGAUGAUUCCGCCUAUUCUGCCAGUGACGAUCAAGUGUUCCGGCAUCCUGCUGCUGACGACAUGAUCCUGCUGCUGACGGUGGUGCCGCUGCUGCUACUGCUGGCGGCGGUGGUGGCUCUGCUGAUGAUUCCGCCUAUUCUGCCAGUGACGAUCAAGUGUUCCGGCGUCCUGCUGCUGACGACAUGAUCCUGCUGCUGACGGUGGCGCUGCUGCGUGGGGGGCUGAGAGGAGGACGGGAGGUUGGAGUUGAGUGGUGAAGUGAGGGCGUGGAAGCCCGUGGCCCUUGGCGGUCGCGUGCAUGGUCUAGGCGGGUAGUUUGGCAUUCAUUCCCAUGCGCGCGUCCCUUUCUCUCCUCUCGAACCUCCUCUUUCUCCUCUCAGUCCCCCUCGCAUGGCCGCCAAGUGCCGUGGGUUCGCCCGUGCCUCACACUCCUUCCCCCUUGAAGCCUUGGACGCCCUCCCAAUGCACUGCUGCCGUGGGUCUUAGACACAAAUUCGUCACUUU